GGGAAAUGGUCCAACAUAAUUCUUCUUUAUUCAUCAAUAUUAAGUUAAAUGUAGUGAUUAAAGUAUUUAGAACAAUUCUAUGACUGGAGUUUGGAUAUGUCUAUAUUAUGUCAGGAAGGAUAAUUGCUGUCAAGUUACUGACGAUUUGAAGACAUGCUGAAUCUCAGUGCACAUGUAUAUCUCAGGGGAUUUACUUGUAUUUAUGGGUGACCACAAUUGAGUAACAUCGAAAUCGAUUCUAGGUUUUGUUAUUUCCGUCAAUUUACACACAGAAAACUUCAACGAUCACGACGGCAGGUAAAUCGCAAUUGAUUUCUAAGCUGUCUGUGGUGACAACUUCGUUCUAGCCUAUGGUGUUACCCAACCAGGUUUAUAGAUCCUUAAUUUUGAAAAUAGUAGUAGAGUUGAGACUUGCGUUCAGCACUAAAAGUGUUCCUAAACACAAUAAUGCGUAAUUAUACAUAGGUUUUAGUUAUUACAUAGCGAUCUAGCGUGUAAAUGAAUAAACAAAAUUGUUUUUAUUAUAAUCGAAUCGGAGGAGUUCUUCUAACAUGAUCUUUUCCCUCAAUGGACUGAAACCACUGAGAACGUGAAGCUAUGGCUGUUUGCUUGGAUAUCAUACAGGACUUCAAAAGGAGCGAGCAUUUGCCUUCUAUCAAAGUCUUCCGCUGACCAGCCGAGGAAUGAUGCAGUUGGGUGGCUAACUUUACUAUUUAGUGGACAAUAAAAAUGGUUUUUAAGAUUCUUUGUCAAUGACCUUUUAAAUAUUGCGUUAUUAUAGUUUUGUUGUCGUUUUGAAUUUAAUAUUUAAGUUUGUUAACGUUUUAAAGCCCACGCACACAGAGAACGUCAGGAGUUCCGAGGUCUGGGUUCAGCGUUAAUUAGAAUAUACCGAGUCUAUAACAACAACGCACACAUAGGGCAGUCUGACCGCGGCGGUCAAAGCAGAACGUCGCUUUCCAAGAGUUCUUUUCCCGCCAAGACAGGGAACGCCUGGAACGCCGCGAUGUCUAAAUUUGCAAACACGGAAAAGUUGAUUGAAUUGUCAUGCCGGAAGUUAAAAUAGAAGAAGCGAAGAGAUUUAUGGUUGAAGCUUUGCGGGCUGCAGGAGCCCCUCUCAAAGAAGCCGAGGCUCAUUCAGAACUACUCCUGCAUGCUGAUAUCGUCGGACACUAUAGCCAUGGAAUGAACAGACUAGAGCUCUACCUAAACGAUAUGAAGUCGGGUGUUUGUGAUGCGAACGCCAAGCAGGUAAUACUCAAGGAGACAGCUUCAACAGCCUGGGUCGAUGGAUGUAGAGCACUCGGGGCCACUGUUGGCAACUUCUGUAUGAGCCUCGCCAUCAAGAAAUCUAAGGAGUGUGGUGUAGGAAUAGUAGCGGUCAAAAACUGUAAUCACUAUGGCAUGGCGGGCUAUUGGGCGCUAAGAGCUGAGAAGGAAGGUCUUAUCGGAAUGUCAUUUACAAAUUCAUCUCCCGUCAUGGUACCAACGAGAGCAAAAAAGGGUGCAUUAGGCACUAAUCCAAUAGCAUUCGCGGCGCCUGCGUCAGGAGGUGAUUCUCUCGUCGUGGACAUGGCUAGCACCACUGCCGCUAUGGGAAAGAUAGAAAUGCAAAUUCGUAAAGGAGAUCCGAUUCCAGAAGGUUGGGCUUUAGGUGCUGACGGUAAAACAACAACGGAUCCGCAAGAGGCCUUCGACACAGGUCGUUUGUUGCCUCUCGGAGGUUUUGAGGCAACCAGCGGUUAUAAGGGAUAUGCGCUGAGUGCAAUGGUCGAGGUUCUAUGCAGCGGACUGUCUGGAUCCAACGCCGCAUACAACGUCCCUCCGUGGACCCACACUCAGACGAAGUCUCCCAAUCUCGGUCAAUGCUUCGUGGCGCUCGACCCCUCGUGCUUCGCCCCCGGUUUUGGCGACCGACUUGGUCAUUGUUUGAACCACUGGAGGGAGAUGGAACCCAUGGAUCCCGCAUCACCAGUUCUAGCACCGGGAGACAAGGAAAAAAUAAACGCAAGUACAACAUAUGAAAGAGGCACCAUUGUGUACCCACAGCAGCAGAUAGACUCGUACGGAAUAGUUGCCGAAAGAAUGGGAAUACGAGCGAUGGAAAUUCUUAACAGUUAAAUGUCAAUAAAACAAUUAAAUUUUAAAUUUGUCUCAAAAA
This is a messenger RNA of Danaus plexippus (monarch butterfly), 2161 nucleotides long. RefSeq names its product (2R)-3-sulfolactate dehydrogenase (NADP(+))-like. The transcript has 9 exons. Gene Ontology annotation, molecular function: oxidoreductase activity. Lineage: Eukaryota; Metazoa; Arthropoda; Insecta; Lepidoptera; Nymphalidae. The record is from RefSeq and is a predicted model, not a curated record. Bases 1048 to 2121 code for a protein of 357 amino acids.